Molecule: messenger RNA, 1220 nt
Organism: Aspergillus steynii IBT 23096
Lineage: Eukaryota; Fungi; Ascomycota; Eurotiomycetes; Eurotiales; Aspergillaceae
Product: pyridoxamine 5'-phosphate oxidase family protein
Exons: 3
Coding region: 276-1115 (279 amino acids)
Source: RefSeq, a predicted model, not a curated record
GUCAUGUAGUACAAGCAUUCCUGAGGUCCCACCGUUUGGAUACCACGCAGGCCACAGAUCCGAAUGACCACGGAAGCGGAAAUCCAGUGACGUUGUACUCUAGAGUUGUAUGAUCAUUGUCGAUAUCAUGACCAGUUUCGUUUCCCCCCUUGGGGAUUGGAAUCUCCCCAGGGUAUAUAAAUGCCCAGUUUGUUUUCUGUUCAUCCCAUAUUACAAUCUCACAGAUCUCUCCCAACUGCCAAAAUCCCGACGAACAUCUGUUGACCGCACUCAACAUGUCCAAUCCUAAGGAUGACGAUCCCCCCUGCCAGAGGUUAGCAAGUCGUCAUAAUGAUACAUACGACCCCGAUGUCGCCGCGGAACUGAUCAACGCAUCGCACCUGUUGCAAUUUACAUUCCAGCAGCCGGGAGAAACCUACCCAUACACCAUUCACCUGCCGGGACGAAUGGCAGAGCCCCGAGAUCCACCCCGGCCUGUGGACCCAUUGGCACCGACGCCAGACAAUGUGAUAUACGUGAAAGGCUGGCUUCCCUGCUGGCUGGUCGAUCGGAUCCGCGAGUCCAAUAAUAAAUUCCCCGUCACAGUGUCAACCGUCAAAGCUGAAAGUGUCUACUGUGCCCGUUCGACCUUUGCUCACGGGCUGACCUGGCGGUCCGCGGUGAUUAAUGGGACCGCGCGUGUGCUCGACUGGGCCAGCGACGAGAAGGACCAGUACGCCAUCACGGAGGACGAUAUCAAGAACAACGACAAGCUCUGGGGCCUUCAUAAAAUCGUCAAUGGGUUUAUUCCCGACGAGUGGGAGAACUCCCGAUCCCCGAUCAAGAAGGAAGUAGAUCUGGUCCUUGUUUUUGAGGUGAAGGUUGAUCAGGACGCAUCGCAUGUCCAUGUCCGUCACGGGUUUAAUAGAUGGGAGGCCGGCGAUGAAUCAUCCACGCCAGAACAAUAUUGGCAGGGAACGAUUCCGGUGUGGGAGACAUACGGCGAUCCGUUCCACGGAAACACGACGCAGGAGUUCCCACCAAGGGUGAAACGAUGGUUUGAGCAGCUGAGCCGGAGGAACAAGGCGUAUGCCAUAGCGCAGGCCGGCCGAGACUCUUUUCCAUACUCGUUCUAGAUCAUUCUCUGAUGAAUCGUGUUGUCUAGUUAGCCUCAGCUGGGGACUAGACCCCAAAGCAGAAAGAGAAGCUGUCGAAUAUAUAGUUCUUACCCGGGCCUUCAG